Anopheles coluzzii is the source of this 1567-nucleotide messenger RNA. RefSeq names its product clavesin-1-like. Lineage: Eukaryota; Metazoa; Arthropoda; Insecta; Diptera; Culicidae. Gene Ontology annotation, cellular component: membrane. The transcript has 3 exons. The record is from RefSeq and is a predicted model, not a curated record. Bases 187 to 1068 code for a protein of 293 amino acids. Gene Ontology annotation, molecular function: phosphatidylinositol bisphosphate binding.
CGAUGGGUGAGUGCCAUUGCGCGAAAGCAUUCGUGCGUUGGACGCGUAACGAAGCGGUUUAGCUUUUUUGGAGCCUUUUUCUUCUCUGUGUGUGUGUGUGUGGGUUCGCGCGUUUUACCCCGAGGUGUAGUGUAGAGUUUUCAGUUGUGAGUGAUUUUACAGACCCUCCGGUACAAAAAAAUAAGGAUGAAGACGACCGCACAGCCACCGUUUGACAUUGUGACGGAGCCGCCAUCGCAGGAGCUGCUCGAGGUGUCGCGCCACGAGCUGCGCGAAACGCCCGAGGUGCGCGAGCAGGCGAUCCUGAAGUUGCGCGAGCUGCUGCACAACGCCACCGAUCUGCACUACGCGGACGACGACGACUUCCUGCUGGUGUUUCUGCGCCCGUGCCACUUCUACCCGGACAGUGCGCUCAAAAUGAUGCGCAGAAUAGCCGACUUCAAGAAGAACAACUACCCGCUCAUGCACAACCUGGCGCCGGAGGAUGAGAAGCUUUCCUUUAUCGAUCACAAGAUCGUGAACGUGCUGACGAACCGCGACCGCAAGGGUCGGCGGAUACUGAUCGUAAGCUGCGGCGCCGUCUGGGACCCGAAAGCGGUGACGGCCGAAAAGCUGUUCCGGAUGUUUUACCUGGUGCAUCUGGUCGCCCAGCUCGAGCCGGCCACCCAGAUCAACGGGGUGGUGAUCGUGAUGGACUUUGAGGGUUUGUCGCUCAAGCAGGUUCGUGGCCUGUCGCCCUCGUUCUCGAAGCUGCUGCUAACGUUCCUGCAGGAGGCGGUGCCGCUGCGCAUGAAGGAGUUCCACAUCCUCAAGCAGCCGUAUAUCUUCAACAUGGUGUGGACGCUGUUCAAGCCGUUCAUUGGCGAUAAGCUGAAGAAGCGGCUCUACUUCCACGGCAGCGACAUGAAGAAGCUGCACAAGCACAUCGACCCGGCCGAUCUGCCCAAAAACUAUGGCGGCACGCGGCCCGCCCUCGACUACAGCUCCCGCGACUGGUAUCCCUGCAUCGAGAAGUACACCGACCACAUCCAGCGAUGGAACGGCUACGGCUACGCGGCCGGACCUUGAGAGCAGCGUGCCGGGGGAGGGUGUGUGCGAAUCCAAGUCAGCAAAAACACAAACAAACAAUUUCGCACCAAUUUCCAAAGAAAAACGGGCCAAAAACUACUUACCGCGAGUGAGACUUACAUUCACAAACAAUUUAGACGUUAAGCACAGGUUGCAGGGUACGGUGGGUGACAAAGGGGGAGGUGCGAAGUCCGAUUGUCGCCGAUCAACGCGAAGGGUGAUAAGCAAUCGCGCGGACAAUGACGUCGAACGCAAUCGAGCAUACGGUACGGUGUGGCGAUAAGGUUCGAAGGACCAUACCGGCCCACCACGAAAACACGCAUGGGAUCAAAACAGGGACACUAUUAGUGAUUAGGAUGGGUGGAACACGGAGCAUUUUGCGUGCCUGUGUGUGCCUGUGUAUAAGGAUUAGUGAGAUUAAUCCCCGUUCAAUGUGGGUGCGUGCAGUUCGGGUAUUUAUCGCUAUAUAAAUUGAAUAAACUGACGAUCGAUCAAAGGA